This is a messenger RNA of Lontra canadensis (Northern American river otter), 2157 nucleotides long. RefSeq names its product MX dynamin like GTPase 1 (gene MX1). The transcript has 14 exons. The coding region runs from base 132 to 2108 and encodes 658 amino acids. The record is from RefSeq and is a predicted model, not a curated record. Gene Ontology annotation, biological process: defense response to virus. Gene Ontology annotation, molecular function: GTP binding; GTPase activity; microtubule binding. Lineage: Eukaryota; Metazoa; Chordata; Mammalia; Carnivora; Mustelidae. Gene Ontology annotation, cellular component: nucleus; cytoplasm; membrane.
UAAUUUGUACAAUUUGCAUGAUUUCAAGGAGGUGUGGGAGAACGACUCUGCAUUUCUGCCUCAACUAGUCAGCGAUACGUCGUCAAGUUAAAAGGAAGGUGUAUUGGAGGUUGCACUGAUAGAGGAAGAAGAUGGUUAAUUCUACAGGAAAAAUCACUGACUCAGACCCUGGUCUGAUACUGAAUGGACUUGCCGAUAAGGCAGAGAAAAAUCCAGACACGGAACCCGAGAACAGCCUGUGUAACCACUAUGAGGAGAAGGUGCGCCCCUGCAUCGACCUCAUUGACUCCCUGCGGGCCCUGGGCGUGGAGCAGGACCUGGCCCUGCCCGCCAUCGCCGUCAUCGGGGACCAGAGCUCAGGCAAGAGCUCCGUGCUGGAGGCUCUGUCGGGGGUCGCUCUCCCCAGAGGCAGCGGGAUUGUUACAAGAUGUCCUCUGGUGCUGAAACUGAAGAAGGUCACGAACCAGGACGAGUGGAGGGGCAAAGUGAGUUACCAGGACUUCGAGAAGGAGAUUUCAGACCCCUCGGAGGUGGAAGCGGAAAUCAAUAAAGCCCAGAAUGCCAUUGCCGGGGAAGGACAGGGGAUCAGUCAUGAACUCAUCAACCUGGAGGUCAGCUCCUCUCACGUCCCGGAUCUGACCCUGAUAGACCUCCCUGGCAUCACCAGGGUGGCCGUGGGCAAUCAGCCGGCCGACAUUGGACGCCAGACCAAGCAGCUCAUCAGGAAGUACAUCCUCAGGCAGGAGACAAUCAACUUGGUGGUGGUCCCCUGCAACGUGGACAUCGCCACCACAGAGGCACUGAGCAUGGCUCAGGAGGUGGACCCCGACGGAGACAGGACCAUAGGAAUCUUGACAAAGCCUGACCUGGUGGACAGAGGUACCGAAAGCAAGGUGGUGGACGUGGCACAGAACCUUGUCUGUCACCUGAAGAAGGGCUACAUGAUUGUCAAGUGCCGGGGCCAGCAGGACAUCCAGGACCAGGUGACCCUGGCCGAGGCUCUGCAGAAAGAGAGAGACUUCUUUGAAGACCACCCACAUUUCAGGGUUCUCCUGGAGGAAGGAAGGGCCACAGUCCCCUGCCUGGCAGACAAGCUGACCUCCGAGCUCAUCAUGCACAUCUGUAAAACUCUGCCCCUGCUUGAAAAUCAGAUAAAGGAAAACCAUGAGAAAAUAACGGAGGAGUUACAGAAGUACGGCUCAGAUGUGCCCGAAGACGAGCACGAGAAGAUGUUUUUUCUGAUAGACAAAAUUAAUGCCUUUAGCCAUGACAUCAAGUCCUUGAUCGAAGGGGAGGAGUCUGUGGGAGAGAAUGAGAGUCGGCUUUUUACCAAAAUCCGGAAUGAGUUCCACAAAUGGAGCACUGUGAUUGAGAAGGCGUUCCAGAAAGGUUACAAAGCUAUAUAUAAACAAAUAGAGAAAUUUGAAAAUCGGUAUCGUGGCAGAGAGCUGCCAGGGUUUGUCAAUUACAAGACGUUUGAGAUUAUCAUAAAACAGCAAAUCAAAGAACUGGAGGAACCUGCUGUGGAUAUGCUACACACGGUAACGGAUAUGGUCCAGGCUGCCUUCACGGAUAUUUCGAAAGCAAACUUUGAUGAAUUUUUCAACCUCUACCGAACUACCAAGUCCAAAAUUGAGGACAUUAAAUUUGAGCUAGAAGAGGAAGCCGAGAAGUCCAUCCGCCUUCACUUCCAAAUGGAGCAGAUCGUCUACUGCCAGGACCAAGUGUACCAGCGGGCGCUGCAGAGGGUCCGAGAGAAGGAGUCGGAAGAGGGAAAGAAGAACCAAAAGAUAAACAGCAUGAUGACCACCGAAGAACUUUCUCUAGUAAACAUCUCCUUGUCUGAGAUCUUUGAGCAUCUGAUGGCGUACCGUCAGGAGGCCACCACGCGCAUCUCCAGCCACAUCCCACUGAUCAUCCAGUACUUCAUCCUGCAAGUGUACGAGCAGAAGCUGCAGAAGGCCAUGCUGCAGCUGCUCCAGGACAAGGACACCUACAACUGGCUCCUUAAGGAACGCAGUGACACCAGCGACAAGAGGAAGUUCCUGAAGGAGCGGCUGGCGCGGCUGGCCCAGGCUCGGCGCCGCCUGGCCAAGUUCCCCGGUUAAGGCGGCUCCUGGACCCGCUCGCGUCUCCAGGGCACCUCUGCCGAGAGCG